Messenger RNA from Aspergillus novofumigatus IBT 16806, 445 nucleotides. RefSeq lists its product as uncharacterized. The transcript is spliced from 2 exons. The coding region runs from base 122 to 316 and encodes 64 amino acids. NCBI's taxonomy places the organism in Eukaryota, Fungi, Ascomycota, Eurotiomycetes, Eurotiales, Aspergillaceae. The record is from RefSeq and is a predicted model, not a curated record.
CCAGGCCUCAGACCCAGGGCCUCAAAGUGCUCGAUACCCUUGAUACACGUUUUUGCUCGCGCUGUACAGUUACCUCGUUGGCGUCCCUUCACAUAUUUUUUUUUUUUUUUCAUUCGUCCGAAUGGAACGAGUCUCGCAGAAAGUCGAUGAAGGCGAACCUGGAGUUUUGGUUUCUACUGUUCAGUCUCUUGUUGGGCAUUGGAAGUUGAAACAACAUUUCUUCUCAGAACAGGACCACCUCUCUGAGUACGACCUGCGAUUUAGAGAUGCGCCUAUUCCCUGCCGUGCCAGCUUCUCAUUUACGAUCUUCUCAUGAUAUACGAUUGGCGGAUGUCAUCUGAUACUUUUCCCUCUGCAAGUGGUCCAAUUGUACACUUUUGCGAUGUCCGUGUCAUUUUUCUCUUUCACGAAGCUGUAUUUAUCUUAUCAAAAUUUUAAUUGAUGC